This is a messenger RNA of Exophiala aquamarina CBS 119918, 1131 nucleotides long. RefSeq lists its product as uncharacterized. Bases 1 to 1131 code for a protein of 376 amino acids. The record is from RefSeq and is a predicted model, not a curated record. The transcript has a single exon. Lineage: Eukaryota; Fungi; Ascomycota; Eurotiomycetes; Chaetothyriales; Herpotrichiellaceae.
AUGGCAAUCAAGCACGCAACGCCUGUAACAGUCUCGCUGUCCGACCUGCAGUCGAACCAGAUCCCCUUCUCGACGCUUCUCGAAGCCUUCGGACCGUCCUCCCUAGGUAUCCUGGUGGUAACGGGCCUCCCCUCAGACUUCGCGUCUCUACGCACAACGGUGCUCACGAACGCAUCACGGCUAGCGGCGCUGCCUCCCAGAACACUCGAGCGGCUGACCAACGCCGACGCGAAGUACCUGGUCGGCUGGUCGCACGGCAAGGAGAGCCUGCGCGAGGGAGUCGUGGACGAUAAGAAAGGGAGUUAUUAUAUUAAUUGCUCGUUCUACAACAGCGACAUGGCCGACGAGGAAAGAGGACAAGAUGCAGGACUCGCGGCAGACAGGGAGAAAUUCCCGGGCUUUGACGAGUACACGGCCGCGAGCGUGUGGCCGGACGAAGGCGAGGUGUUGGGGUUCCGGGCGAGCAGCGAGGCACUGAUCCGGCUGAUCAUCGACACAGCGGUGCUGGUGGCGCGCGCGUGUGAUCGCUACGCGGAGCAGGAGAUCGACGGGUAUGAGACCGGAUAUCUCGAGAGGGUCGUCCGGGGCAGUCGCACGAGCAAGGCCCGGCUGUUGCAUUACUUUCCUAGCUCGGAGGACGGUGGUGUGCAGACGAGGAAGGACGAUGAGCGGCAGAAGCAGCACCAGCAGACUGAUACCGUUGACGACACCUGGUGCACAACACACCUUGACCACGGGUGCCUGACGGGGCUGACGUCCGCGAUGUUCGUCGACGAGGCCUCUCCGGCACACUCGCAAUUCAGCGAACUCCCCACCUCGCCGGACCCAACCUCCGGGCUGUACAUACUCUCGCGGACCGGUGAGAUCAACAAGGUCGCGAUCCCGCGCGACAGCCUGGCCUUCCAGACCGGCGAGACGCUGCAGCUGAUCACACAGGGACGGUUCAAAGCGGUGCCGCACUUCGUCAAGGGCGUGGAGCCCCGGAACGUCGCGGACGCGAACGCGAGGAUCGCGAGGAAUACGCUGGCCGUGUUCACGCAGCCGAAUUUGGGGGAAGUCGUCGAUUUGAAGACGGGGCUGACGUUUGGGGACUUUGCGAGGGGCGUCGUGAAGAAGAACACUACGACCUGA